Phalaenopsis equestris is the source of this 1441-nucleotide messenger RNA. Its product is annotated as acyltransferase-like protein At1g54570, chloroplastic. The record is from RefSeq and is a predicted model, not a curated record. Gene Ontology annotation, cellular component: membrane. The transcript has 8 exons. The coding region runs from base 81 to 1283 and encodes 400 amino acids. NCBI's taxonomy places the organism in Eukaryota, Viridiplantae, Streptophyta, Magnoliopsida, Asparagales, Orchidaceae.
GGGUGGCCAGCCAUGCACGCCCUCGUUCUAAACCCUAGCCAUCGCUCAUUCAGACUCCCUCGUGAUACUCUUUCACACCAAUGGCUCUGCCUCUACCCUUCUCUUCCCCCGCUCUCUUACAGCGCCAUUUCCACCGUUUUCUUCCCCUGCGACCCGCGGCGGUCACCGGAGCUCCACCUUCUUACUCUUCCCCUACGCCGACUGUCCGAUCGCCGGAGAAGACGGUGCAGAGGAAUUUGGAUGUUGAAACGAAUCUGGAGGUGCUGUACGAUGAUUUGUCGGGGAGGGUGAGUGUGAAGGAUUAUUUCGAUGCUUCGAGGGAGGUUAUAAAAUCAGACGGCGGGCCGCCCCGCUGGUUUUCUCCGCUUGUGUGCGGGAAGCCGAUAGAGGGCGCUCCUUUGUUGUUGUUCUUGCCUGGUAUAGACGGGACUGGAUUUGGACUUAUUUUGCAUCAUAAAUCUCUUGGUAGAACCUGGGUUGGGAAGUUGCUACACCCCGACAACGCAGAGCAUGAUGAAAAAAAAUUGAGCAUAGGCAUUCAGAUAUCUUCCUACGCUACUGCAUUGAAUUUUGCCAUUGUUACAAGGGUUGGAAAUGAUUCAUGGCUGCUGUUAGCUGCCGGUUUCCUAGUUGCUUCCUGCUGCAAGCUAGGAAUCCAGCAACUUAACUGGCUACUGCUUGAUUGGGAAGGAGUAGAUGGGUCAUCAGCGGGAAGGCUGGAUAGCGAAGGGAAGAAGUUUGCUGGGAAGCCUGUAGGAGAUCGAAAGCUGCAGGGAGCUGCUUGUGGGGAAGAAUAUAAAUUAUUUUGGCCAGAUCAGCCUGAAUUCGUGAGAAUGGCUGCUCGGUUUGAUGCCACUAUUGUACCGUUUGGUGUUGUUGGAGAAGAUGACAUAGCAGAGCUGGUUCUCGACUACAAUGAUCAAACAAAAAUCCCCUUUAUCAGAAAACAAAUAGAAGAGAUCAAUCAACAUACUGUGAGAAUAAGGGCUGAUAAGAGCGGUGAAGUUUCUGACCAGGAGCUCUACUUACCCGGACUCGUGCCGAAGGUGCCAGGACGCUUUUAUUUUCUGUUUGGCAAGCCCAUAGAGACAAGAGAGAUGAAGAGUGUUCUGAGGGAUAGGGAGGGUGCAAAUAAGCUGUAUUUGCAGAUCAAAUCUGAGAUCGAGAACUUGAUUUCAUAUUUGAAGAUGAAGAGGGAGGAGGAUCCGUAUAGGAGUAUAUUCAGUCGGGCAAUUUAUCAAGCAUCUUGGGGUGUAGAAUCUGCUCCCACUUUUGAACUGUGAAUUACUUGCUCUACGAUUCAAGCAAAAGAGUAAACGCCCAUUUUAGGUCCUGGGAAUUAUCAUUUAUGUUUUGUUUAGAUGUUUACUUUAUGAAAUAAAUUGUUUAAAUGUUGCUCAUGUACUUUUUAUAAAGGAUUUUUAUAAUUAUUAGUUUCUAA